GACAGCGCGUUCAUUUGAUGAUUGGACGUUCAAACAAGACUGGGGAGAUGUUCUUGCUUGUCGCGAUCGUGAUUCCAGCCACAGUGGCGGUGCGAGGUGAUACGGCGAUCGCCGCACUGAAUCAGCUUGGGUCCCUCGGUCGAGGGGCUGACAGGCGACAUCACCAAGAACCUUGACUCGCUAAACCCCACUACUACCGUGCCGAAGCCUCUGGAUCAACGAAAUUUCGACCCCACUAAAUAAUCUAGAAGAAUCUCAAGGGUAAAACGAAUCAUCGCCAAAAAUACCGUGCCUGCUUUUCUUCUGCCCCGCUCAAUAAUUAAUAAUCCGCUUUUCCGUAUUCUUUCGCCGUCGCAAUUCUUUUUAAGGAUUGGAUUUCCCGCAUAAAAGGCCAAGGAAGCAUAUUUCUUCACACGGAAAGCUUUGCGCCGUAAACUACCGAAACGCAGAUAUGGAUCAGAAUCAGAACCCCGAUUUGUUCCAGGAUGUUGGGAGGAAGGCAGAGGGUCUCAGCGCACAGAAUCCUGCCACGGGCGAGGAGGAGCGCAAGCCCGUCGAAGAAGUUGAAAGUCUUUGCAUGAACUGUCACCAGAACGGAAUCACGCGCCUUUUAUUGACAAGAAUUCCCUACUUCCGUGAGAUUGUGAUCAUGUCGUUCUCUUGCCCGCAUUGCGGAUUCCAGAAUUCAGAAAUUCAGCCGGCCGGCGAGAUUCAACAGCGGGGUUCCAAAUAUACUUUCACUGUGGAACACAGCGAUGACCUUCAACGUCAGGUUGUUAAGAGUGACACCUCCGUGUUCAGAAUUGAGGACCUCGAUUUGGAGAUUCCUGCGGGACGUGGCCAGCUCUCUAACGUGGAAGGUAUUAUUUCCAUGAUCAAGCAAGAUCUUUCAGAGCAGCAGGAAGACCGAAAACAAGCUGCACCCGAAGUCUACGAAAAGAUUGAGCAGAUUACACAGCAGCUCGGUAGCUUCCUUGGUGGCUCCAGCUUCCCCUUCAAGAUCUCCCUCGACGACCCUGCUGGCAACUCCUGGAUAGAGCCUUCUCCGCUAGACAAGGGAAAUAAGUUGACAAAGAUUGAGUACACCCGAAGUGCUCAGGAAAACGCCGCCUUGGGUUUGGCCGAUACGACCGGCGCUCCGUCCACCGAGAUCAGACCUGAAUACAAGGCCAAUCAAAUGGUGCCCGCGGGGCCACCAGGGACUAGUGAAGCCACCGAAGAGGAGGAUAUUGUGGAGGGGCAGGUGUACUCCUUCCCUGCGUCGUGUCCGGGAUGCGUCAAGCCUUGCAUGACCAACAUGAAGAUGGUCAACAUUCCUUUCUUCAAGCAAGUUGUCAUCAUGAGCACUGUUUGUGAUCACUGUGGAUAUCGUAGCAAUGAAGUGAGAACUGGUGGUGAGAUUCCUGAAAAGGGUCGUCGCAUUACUCUCAAGGUCAACUCUGCGGAGGAUCUCAGCCGCGACAUUCUUAAAUCUGAAACCUGUGCGCUCCAGUGCCCUGAUCUUUCUUUGGAAGUACAGCCUGGCACAAUGGGUGGCCGCUUUACGACAGUCGAGGGACUUCUCACUCAAGUUCGGGACGAUCUCAAAGCUCAAAUCUUUGAGACCGAAGGCGCCAGCCAUGAUUCCAUGCUCCCGGAUCAAAAGACUGCCUGGGAGAACUUCUUCAACAAGAUCACUGAUGCCAUCGAAGGGAAGACCAAGUUCACUGUUGUGCUCGAGGAUCCGAUCGCUGGCAGUUACGUCCAAAGUUUUACUGCGCCAGAGCCAGAUCCUCAACUCCAAGUUGAAGACUAUGUGCGGACAGAUUUGGAAGAAGAGGAGCUCGGUCUCAAAGAUAUGAAGGUUGAGGGCUAUGAGAACAACGCAGAGGAGAAAGCGGCGCCCGAUGCCGACGAGGUCAUGGCAGAGGCCAAUGCUCGCAUGGCGGAGAUUAACGAGGCAGAUAGAGGACAUUAAAAGCGACGAGUAGGAUUUCUUUUUGAUACAGCGAAUCAUUAGAAGAGGACGACAGUCCUCCGGCGGGCAUGAUAUGAAUUGCGAUGAUCUCAUGAUUUAUGUAUAGAUAUACAAGGCUCAGCAUGUGUGCUCCAAAUUGGGAUGCAAAUUUACGCCUAUUGUAUUUUCACGUGCGUAAUGGUGUUAGAUGUUUUAUUUGAUGAUCUCUGGGGUGGUGGAGACGAAAUUGGCGGUAGUUGCGAGAUUCGGAAAUCGAGACAACUUGCCUCGAGCAUGAAGCAUAUAAAAAUUUAUUUAAAUUCGUACAUUGAAU
Messenger RNA from Xylona heveae TC161, 2270 nucleotides. RefSeq names its product zf-ZPR1-domain-containing protein. The transcript is spliced from 3 exons. NCBI's taxonomy places the organism in Eukaryota, Fungi, Ascomycota, Xylonomycetes, Xylonales, Xylonaceae. Gene Ontology annotation, cellular component: cytoplasm; nucleus. The record is from RefSeq and is a predicted model, not a curated record. Gene Ontology annotation, molecular function: zinc ion binding. The coding region runs from base 452 to 1957 and encodes 501 amino acids.